GCAUGAGUCAGAUCCUGGCUGCUGGUUUCGGCGACCUGCGAUCAGACGCCAAGCGCCUCUUUGCUCUGUACGUAACAAUCAUCCUCCAGCACAGAUUUCGUUUGCCGAUGUUCCAUUAGUGCUCUGGAGCCCCGUGGAGAAUUGGAGGUCUCUCUCUUUUGGAGUUCUACUCACCAACCUCCAAGCACAAAUUUUCAUCAGCAAAAUCACAGCCAUGGCUCGAAAAGUCAUCAUAGAUACCGACCCAGGCGUGGACGAUGUUAUGGCAAUGUUACUGGCACUCUCUGCCCUGCCGGAAGAACUCGAAGUACUACUUCUAUCGAUCACCUAUGGCAAUAUCGACGUGGAAAACUGUCUAAGAAAUGUCGUUUCCAUGUUCUUCCAUAUUGAGAAAGAGAUCGAGUGGCGAGCAGCUCAAGGCAAGCCCCUGGGUUUUGACGCUCUGCGCAAAACGAAGCCCAUCGUUGCUGUUGGCAGCGAUCAUCCACUUACUGAUCAAAUGUUGAUGGCGGACUUCUUUCAUGGAAGAGAUGGUCUUGGAGGCAUUCAUGGAACACAUCCUCAUCUUACCCCGAACGAGACGUGGAAGGGCCUCUUUGACAAAGCUGCGAGCUCUGGAACUGACGCCGAUAAGAUCAUUGCAAGUGAGCUGCGCAACGAAGGCGCAAUGUUCACUGCGUCGAAAAUACCAGCAGUUGACGAGAUCCUCCGCUUGCUCAGAGAAAACGAGCCAGAUACGAUUACGAUUGUUGCAAUCGGCCCGCUGACCAAUCUUGCACAUGCUGCAGCACAAGACCCAGAAACUUUCCUCAGAGCCAAGGAAGUGGUAGUUAUGGGCGGCAACGUUGAUGAGAAAGGCAACGUGAUGGCCGAGUUCAACACAUUCGCAGAUGCAGUAGCUGCGGCUCGAGUGUACGCACUGUCUUCUCCCACGCCGAAAACGACCAUGCCACCAGUACCACCCGCCCCUCCUGGGCAGCAGGCUGAUCAGGCACCACCGCCAUACCUGGCAGAUUAUCCGGAAAAGCUCUCACGUCAACUGAAGGUCACAUUAUUUUCUCUUGACAUCACGGAACGUCAUGCACUCAGUCGCGGCCUGUUCCGUACAUUGAGUGAGCCUCUCGUGAGCGCUGCAUCGCCGCUGGCGGAGUGGGCGACGGCAUUUCUCACAUCAACGUUCGACAAAGUGGAGAGCCUGCAGCAGGACGUCUCCGGUGAUGCGGUCGGUUUGCACUUGCAUGAUCCGCUCUGUAUCUGGUAUUGUAUGGCUACUGACGUGUCGGGCUGGGAAAUUCUCAAAGAUGAAGACCUGCGCGUGGAGACAUCUGGACAAUGGACACGAGGGAUGUGUGUCGUUGAUCGACGCACGAGAAAGAAAUGGCCUGCAGGCGAUGAAGGCGAGCGACCUGGUGAUGCUGGCAACUGGCUUUCUCUGAAUGCAGGCAACAGAUUGCAGCGCUGCAUUGGCACUCCGCAGACGACUGGAAACAGUGAUUUCGGAGAGUUCUUGGUGAAGCGCGUUUUCCUGUCCGGUUGACCUUAAGAUAUCGACAGAAGUAUCCUUCCUCGUUCACUCAAAAGAAGCCCAACGGCGCAACGUUAGACUGCAUCAACUGCCAACCUCAUAUUGGCUAGGCAGCUGCUCAAAGAAACCUCACUUCACAUUGGCUAGUCAGCUGUUGAACCAAACCUCACUUGCGUACCUAU
Cercospora beticola is the source of this 1707-nucleotide messenger RNA. RefSeq lists its product as uncharacterized. Gene Ontology annotation, cellular component: cytosol. Gene Ontology annotation, molecular function: purine nucleosidase activity. The record is from RefSeq and is a predicted model, not a curated record. Gene Ontology annotation, biological process: purine nucleoside catabolic process. Lineage: Eukaryota; Fungi; Ascomycota; Dothideomycetes; Mycosphaerellales; Mycosphaerellaceae.